AUGACUACCCCCCAACCUCAAGUUCCUCCAGCGGAUGCUAGGGCUGGGACCUCGCACACCUCUCUCCUACCCAAGCCCAACCCGUGGUCCGUCCGAGCCGUGCUCAAAGAUCUUCCGAACCCGCCGGCCGAAAACACUUCCUCUCCGGUCUCAUUCUUCCACUAUGUCGAGCGACUGAAAAUCGAGAAGCGUGAGGGAUGGCGUAGAUUUGGCAUCUUCAAAGGGGAAUCGAUAGCAGAUCAUAUGUACCGCAUGUCGUUGAUCACCAUGCUUGCACCGCCGGCGUUGAGCUCACGAUUGGAUAUCCCGCGCUGUACCAAAAUGGCUCUGGUGCACGACAUGGCUGAGGGGCUGGUUGGCGACCUGACUCCUGUGGACGGCGUACCCAAGGUGGAGAAAAGCAGACGUGAGACCGAAACCAUGGAUUGGGUCGCAGAUUCGUUGCUCGGCAAAGUCCACGGAGGGAUCCCUGGGAAAGAUAUACGCGCCGUUUGGCAGGAAUACGAAGACGGCGACACUCUGGAAUCAAAGUUUGUCCAUGAUGUCGAUAAGAUCGAGUUGAUCCUGCAGAUGGUGGAGUAUGAGCGGGCCAGCAACUGCACCAUCGAUCUCAGCGAAUUUAGUUGGGUGGCUACGAAGAUCUCUCUGGAAGAAAUGAAGGCGUGGGCGCGGGAAAUUCUGGACGAACGAACGAUGCUAUGGCAAAGCAAGGACAUACAGCCCCAAGGACCCACGGCGACGAACAAGGAGCGACAGGAUGCUUACUAUGAUAACGGGAAGACGGAGACGAACGGGGAUGUGGGGUCAUGA
Messenger RNA from Capronia epimyces CBS 606.96, 810 nucleotides. RefSeq names its product hydrolase-HD superfamily protein. Bases 1 to 810 code for a protein of 269 amino acids. The transcript has 2 exons. Lineage: Eukaryota; Fungi; Ascomycota; Eurotiomycetes; Chaetothyriales; Herpotrichiellaceae. Gene Ontology annotation, molecular function: 5'-deoxynucleotidase activity. Gene Ontology annotation, cellular component: cytoplasm. The record is from RefSeq and is a predicted model, not a curated record.